Molecule: messenger RNA, 987 nt
Organism: Moesziomyces antarcticus
Lineage: Eukaryota; Fungi; Basidiomycota; Ustilaginomycetes; Ustilaginales; Ustilaginaceae
Exons: 1
Coding region: 1-987 (328 amino acids)
Source: RefSeq, a predicted model, not a curated record
AUGUCGUCUUCCGAACAGCCGCUUCCCAUCGUCAUCUGGGUGCAUCCGCGCUCGUGCUCCACCGCAUUCGAGCGCUCGCUUAUGCAGCGCCCAGACACCGUCGUCUUCCACGAGCCCAUCGGUGAUCCCUUCUACCUCGGCAAGAACCGCCCUUGCCGCCGCUUCUCGGAAGAAAAGGCAAAGGAGUCGGGCAACUACGACCUUACCGUCACCGAAGUGCUCGAAAAGGUGCUCAACCCGACCAAGGAGGACCUCGCCAAAAACAAGGCAUGGCCGCCCAAGUACGUCUUCCUCAAGGACAUGGGCCAAUGCCUCUUCCCCGCCGAUUUGCUCCACCAGCUUCAUCCCGACUCGAAGGUCUUCCCCGCACCUGCCGACGGCUCUGCUUCGUCGAAACCCUUCGACGUCAACGCACCGGUUAUUGAGAACCCGACCACCGUUCCCACUGCGAUUCUGAAGCGCUUCCGACACUCGUUCCUCAUCCGCACACCCGAAAAGUCGAUCCCGAGCUACUGGAAGUGCGUCCAGGAGGGCGCGUCCGGCUGGGAGUUCUGGGAUCAGGCCGACGCCGGCUACAUUGAGCUCAAGAUCCUCUACGACUGGAUCUCCAACCCGGACUCCACCUUCAACACUGAAAAGGGCGACGAGCUGGCCGUCGAGCAGCCCCAGCCUCCUCCUCUCCUCGACGCAUCAACGCUGCUCGCACACCCCGAUCACGCCAUCAAGACCUACUGCCAAGCCAUGGGCAUCCCCUUCUCGCCAGAGAUGCUCAGCUGGGACUCGGGCCCCGUCGACGAAUGGGCAAAGUGGGGCGGAUACCACAACGCCGCCGAGAACUCGACCGGCUUCAAGAAGGAGGCGCCCGCAGACGCUGCCAAGGCCGACAAGCCCAAGCCCAAGAUCGCAGAGCACCUCCAGGGCGCCGUCGACGCCUGCGCCGCUCCGUACGAGUAUCUGCUUUCCAAAGCCACCAUCCGCGCCCCUUGA